AUGGGUUGUGCUGGAUCGUCACAGACCAAAGGAGACGGGGCUUUGAAAAAGGUUCGGAAGCCAAAACCUUGGAAGCAUCCUCAGCCAUUAACAAAGUCUCAGCUCUUGCAGAUGCGUGAAGAGUUUUGGGACACUGCUCCUCACUAUGGAGGCAGGAAAGAGAUUUGGGAUGCACUUCGAGCUGCUGCUGAAGCAGAUCUAAGCCUUGCACAAGCGAUUGUGGACAGUGCUGGGGUCAUUGUUCAAAGUGCUGAUUUGACAAUUUGCUAUGAUGAAAGAGGUGUCGGGGAGUGCGCUUGUGGAUGA
Messenger RNA from Prunus armeniaca (apricot), 306 nucleotides. Lineage: Eukaryota; Viridiplantae; Streptophyta; Magnoliopsida; Rosales; Rosaceae. The record is from the annotation of a GenBank genome assembly.